This is a messenger RNA of Acaulospora morrowiae, 717 nucleotides long. The record is from the annotation of a GenBank genome assembly. Lineage: Eukaryota; Fungi; Glomeromycota; Glomeromycetes; Diversisporales; Acaulosporaceae.
AUGAAUAAUAAGCAGAAAAAACAAGGCAAAGAUAUGAAAAACAAAUUCAACCGUCUGAGAGAUCAGCCUAUGUCUUCCAUUAAGAAAAACACUCUAUAUCCACCACUGAGCCUCCCACAAUCUCCUCCAACAAUUAAAGAGGUUAUGAAAUUAGUUGAAAAGUUAAUUUCAAAACCAAAAGUGGCAAGGUUUCCGAAUUCUUUUAUAAUUUAUCGAAGUACCUAUGUUAAAUAUUUAAAGGAUAAUGGUUAUAAAAUUCCAAUGACUGAGCUUUCGCCAAUGAUCUCACGUUCGUGGAAGGCGGAACCCUCUUUCGUAAAGGAAAUCUAUGUUAAAAUCUCAAACGAAGCUGAACAGCUUUAUUAUCAAACUAUUAAAACGAAUCAUCCGCAAAACAAAUCAUCCCUAGAAGAACCUCCAUCGAUUACUCCUCAAUAUCCUAUGGACGAAUUAAAUUUUCCAAAUAAUUCUCUUUUGUAUCCUCCUUUUACACCAAUCUCAACCUGGCCUUAUUAUCCUUUAGAAAAUCAAUUUUAUCAAAUUGAUUGUAUUAAUGAUGUCUUAUCAAAUCAGUUAACUUUUCCCCCUACCGAAACUCAGUUGUUCUUUUCCUUAGAUGUCAAUGAGCUUUCUAGUGUCAAUUUUGACAUUUUUAACAAUAAUUAUUCGGCAUCAAGUAUAGAAAAUGGUGCAAUCAACAAUUAUUUUAAUUUUUGA